UUCCCUACCGCCAUAGGGUCUGCGUCUCCCAAACUCUUAUCCAAAACCCAACAGUACAACAAGCUAGAUUUUUUUCAUGGCGCCAGUUGCGAGCAGAACUCUUGGAGCUGCGGAAGCUCUUAAAUUCCCACCUUUGACCUCAAACUUCAGUACCCGCAGAGCCGUAGGGUUCCAAAGCUCGUUUCUUUCUCAAUCUCUUCUAAGUGGAAAAGGGUUUACGACCGCCGGAUUGAGGUGGAAUCUUAGGAGGAAGCGAGAUGGAAGUUUGUCUGUUCGAUGUGAUGCGGCGGUUGCAGAGAAGGAGAAACCUGAGGUGGUUGACGGGGAAAAGUACGAGUACCAGGCUGAGGUUAGCCGCUUACUUGACUUAAUUGUUCAUAGCUUAUACAGCCAUAAAGAAGUGUUUCUUCGAGAGCUUGUAAGUAACGCAAGUGAUGCUUUGGACAAGUUAAGAUUUCUCAGUGUGACUGAUCCUUCUCUGCUUGCCGACGGCUCCGAAUUGGAAAUUCGAAUCAAGCCUGAUCCGGAUAACGGGACUAUAACGAUCACAGAUACUGGUAUUGGAAUGACGAAGGAGGAGCUGAUUGACUGCCUUGGAACUAUUGCUCAGAGUGGAACUUCCAAAUUCUUGAAAGCAUUGAAGGAUAAUAAGGAUCUCGGAGCAGAUAAUGGUUUGAUUGGUCAAUUUGGUGUUGGUUUCUAUUCUGCUUUCCUUGUUGCAGAAAAGGUUGUUGUGUCGACCAAGAGUCCGAAAUCCGAUAAGCAAUAUGUGUGGGAAGCAGUAGCUGACAGUAGCUCAUAUGUGAUUAAGGAAGAAACUGAUUCUGAAAAUUUACUGCGUCGUGGAACUCAGAUCACACUUUAUUUAAGGGAAGAUGACAAGUUUGAAUUUGCUGAUCCCUCAAGGAUCCAGAACUUGGUAAAGAACUAUUCUCAGUUUGUAGCCUUUCCCAUCUACACAUGGCAAGAGAAAUCGAGGACUGUAGAGGUGGAGGAGGAAGAGGAAAAAAAGGAGGGUGAGGAGGCUAAACCAGAGGGUGAAAAGAAGAAGAAAUCUGUAACUGAAAAAUACUGGGAUUGGGAAUUGGCAAAUGAGACUAAGCCCAUCUGGAUGCGAAAUCCCAAGGAAGUUGAGAAAGAGGAAUAUAAUGAGUUCUAUAAGAAGACAUUUAAUGAGUUUUUGGAUCCACUAGCUCAUACUCACUUCACAACAGAGGGAGAGGUGGAAUUUAGAAGCAUUCUUUAUGUUCCUGGAAUGGCGCCUCUUAACAAUGAGGAUAUAGUAAAUCCCAAGUCGAAGAAUAUCCGCUUGUAUGUGAAACGAGUGUUCAUCUCUGAUGAUUUUGAUGGUGAGCUGUUCCCACGAUAUCUAAGCUUUGUGAAGGGUGUUGUAGAUUCCAAUGACCUUCCACUCAAUGUUUCUCGUGAGAUCCUUCAAGAAAGUAGAAUUGUAAGAAUCAUGCGAAAGAGGCUUGUUCGGAAAACGUUUGAUAUGAUUCAGGAAAUAUCUGAAAGUGAAAACAAAGAGGAUUAUAAAAAGUUCUGGGAAAACUUUGGCAAGCUUAUUAAGUUAGGUUGCAUUGAAGAUUCUGGAAACCACAAGAGACUCGGUCCUCUUCUGCGCUUCUAUUCUUCCAAGAGUGAAGAGGAUUUAAUAAGCUUAGAUCAAUAUGUUGAAAACAUGGCUGAGAACCAGAAAGCUAUCUAUUACCUGGCAUCAGAUAGCCUUAAGAGUGCUAAAAGUGCCCCAUUCUUGGAGAAACUGGUCCAAAAGGAUAUAGAGGUAGUAUAUCUGGUUGAACCAAUUGAUGAGGUUGCUAUUCAGAACCUGCAAACUUAUAAAGAGAAGAAAUUUGUGGAUAUCAGUAAGGAAGAUCUUGAAUUGGGUGAUGAAGAUGAAGUAAAAGAAAGAGAGAACAUGCAGGAGUACAAUCUCCUUUGUGACUGGUUAAAGCAGCAGCUUGGUGAUAAGGUUGCCAAGGUUCAAGUAUCAAAGAGGCUUAGCUCCUCUCCUUGUGUGCUGGUUUCUGGCAAAUUUGGAUGGUCUGCCAAUAUGGAAAGGCUCAUGAAAGCCCAAACUCUUGGAGACACAUCAAGCUUGGAGUUCAUGAGAGGUAGGAGAAUAUUAGAGAUUAAUCCUGAUCAUCCUAUCAUCAAGGACUUGAGUGCUGCUUGUAAGCAUGAUCCUAACAACUCAGAAGCUAAGAGAGCUGUUGAUCUUUUAUAUGAUACAGCUUUGAUUUCUAGUGGAUUCACUCCUGAUAGUCCCGCAGAGUUGGGAAACAAAAUUUAUGAGAUGAUGGCGAUUGCUCUCGGCGGUCGGUGGGGCCGAUCAGAUUCCGAGUUAGCUGAAUAUGAUGAUGAAGCUGAUGAUAAGGAAGAUGGCUCAUCUGAGGAUGAGUUUGCAGAGCCUACAGAAGCUGAAGUUGUUGAGCCUUCAGAGGUCAGGGAUGAAAGUGAUCCAUGGAAGGAUUAGAUUUUUGAAAGAAUUGAUCUUUGAGAUGCUUUGUUCCUUGGUGAAGGUACUGAGCAAGAGAGCUAUUUAUAUUAAGGGAUCAAGAGGGCUAGAAGUAGGCAUUGUAGAAGGAAGUUGGGAAAAAAAAAAAGUAAGGCUAAUAACAAUGGAAACAUUUCUUUCUUCAGCUUUUAUUAUAUUAUUAUUGAGUAAUGUUCGGCUUUAAACUUAGCAAAUAUUGAAUUUGUUUAUGAAAUUCGAUUUAUUGAGCUCAA
This is a messenger RNA of Dendrobium catenatum, 2730 nucleotides long. RefSeq names its product heat shock protein 90-5, chloroplastic. Gene Ontology annotation, biological process: protein folding; protein stabilization; cellular response to heat. The transcript is spliced from 19 exons. Lineage: Eukaryota; Viridiplantae; Streptophyta; Magnoliopsida; Asparagales; Orchidaceae. The record is from RefSeq and is a predicted model, not a curated record. Gene Ontology annotation, molecular function: ATP binding; ATP-dependent protein folding chaperone; ATP hydrolysis activity. Gene Ontology annotation, cellular component: perinuclear region of cytoplasm; plasma membrane; protein-containing complex. Bases 77 to 2476 code for a protein of 799 amino acids.